This is a messenger RNA of Drosophila ficusphila, 647 nucleotides long. Its product is annotated as UPF0545 protein C22orf39 homolog. The coding region runs from base 155 to 625 and encodes 156 amino acids. The transcript is spliced from 2 exons. The record is from RefSeq and is a predicted model, not a curated record. NCBI's taxonomy places the organism in Eukaryota, Metazoa, Arthropoda, Insecta, Diptera, Drosophilidae.
UGUCUGAGCAAAGGAAACAUUUUAUGUAAUUAAAAUGUCCACAAAAUCGGAUAAAACAACAAACUUGUUUCAAUUGACAUAUGGUGGCAACGCUGUGGGAGCGGCAUAAACAGAAUCAGCUGUCUUAGCAAAGGAAACAUUUUAUGUAAUUAAAAUGUCCACAAAAUCGGAUAAUUUUGACUCAAAGCUGAAUAGUACAAAUACUACAAUAGAUGAUGCGUGGGCAAUUCGCCCUUGUCACCUAUACAAGGAGGAGUACGACGACUGCACUAGCUUCAAGGCGCGUUUUCACCAGUACUUCAUAUUUGGCAAGGACACGGAUUGCUCCCAGUGGUUGACGGACUACAGGAACUGCGAGCGUUACCAACAAUCCAACGGCAACGAUGUGGCGGCCGGUGAGGCGGUGGUGAAAAGCGAAGAGGAGCGCCGCCGUAUCCGUCUUCGCGCGCACUUCGCUAAUGACACUUGGAAGAAGCGCAAGGAGCCACCACAAGAUUGGGCAGCUCCACUUCCCGAUUGGAUGGAAAAAAGAAAUGAAAACACCUAUCUGGAGCUGAAGCAGAAGGAACUUUCCGGCCAGACGGUGCCGCAUGGGGAGGAGCGUUCACUGUGUGCGAUCAUGUGAAAAUAAAUAUUUCUGUAGUUAA